CAAAUCUGCCAUCAACAAACAGGCCUCCCACUCCCCAUCCACGCUGCACCCCGUCACCCCGUCUGAGCGGACAGUCGCCUGGGUGACCAACAUGACCCACCUCUCCGCCGACAUCGAGAGCUCGCACCUGGAACGGGAAGAGUACAAACUGCGGGAAUACUCCAAAUCCAUGGACGAGAGCAAGACUCAGUACGAGGAGGAGAUACUCUCCCUCAAGGAGCGGCUGCAGAUGUCCAACCGGAAGCUGGAGGAGUACGAGCGGCGGCUGAUGUCGCAGGAGGAGCAGACGGGGAAGAUCCUGCGGGAAUACCAGUCCCGUCUGGACGAGAGCGAGACCCGUCUCCGCCGGCAACAGGAGGAAAAGGACGGCCAGAUCAAAGGCAUCAUCAAUAGGUUAAUGGUGGUGGAAGACGAGCUGAGGAAAGACCAUGCCAACAUGCAGGAUGCUAUCGAUGCCAAGCAGCGGAUAAUCGACGUUCAGGAGAGGCAGAUCUCAACGGUGGGAGCUACCAACUCCCGGCUGAUGAGUACCCUAGCUCACAUGAACGAGGCCCAGCUGAAUGGCACCACGACGUCUCGCCCGCCAACGCCGCCGCCGCCGCCGCCGCGCCUCCAGAUCACGGAAAACGGCGAAUUCCGUAACGCCAGCGGCCACUGAUGCCGGAGGGGAGGGGGGGUUAGGGAACAAGGUCCACUCCGAACAUCUCCCCCGCCCACCACUUCUCUCCCUUGUCACCCCAUCUCUCCCCCCCCCCCCCCCCCCCCCCACCCCAACCCUCACCUCCCCCCUCUGCCUUCGCUGGGAUGGAGUUGGCAGACGAGGAAACUAAUUUUAACUAUUAAUAAUUAUUUUGUAUCCUAUCGUCUCCCCCAUGCACGUCCACUCCUGAGUCCAGUGGCCACGGGCACUGCCUCUGUGCACUUAAUGAGUGGCAUAUUUUUUGUUGCACUUUUGUACCCACGCCAUGUUCAAAUGGCGGACUGUGUGUGAGAGAGAGAGAUGUGUGAGAUGUGAAUAUAAAUAAUAUAUAUAAAUAAAUAUAACAAAAAUUGUACAGUUCAUAAAAUCUCUCCAGUGACGUUGAGCGUUGGAUUUGACUGGACGUCUUCAUUUGCGUGGCGACACGUUCCGACCCUCUCCUCCUCCUCCUCCUCCCGCACUUGGUUCAACUCGU
Messenger RNA from Amblyraja radiata (thorny skate), 1175 nucleotides. RefSeq names its product ras/Rap GTPase-activating protein SynGAP-like. The transcript is spliced from 5 exons. Lineage: Eukaryota; Metazoa; Chordata; Chondrichthyes; Rajiformes; Rajidae. Bases 92 to 658 code for a protein of 188 amino acids. The record is from RefSeq and is a predicted model, not a curated record.